AUGCCAUUGAUCAUGGAAGAGGGCCUCAAUGUCGACGAUCUCUUUGGGGAAUCCGGCUCCCUCGAGCUGGGCCUGACUGCGGGUCCACCCCCGACCAAAGGCUUAGCACAAUGCCAGGAUGAGAUGCGUCUCUUAGGAUGCCGCCAGAAGAUUGCCUGGUCCCGACUGGGAUGUAUCGCAUAUAUAUCCGCAGAUGGCCUACGAGUCAAUGUGUGCCAUCUGAAAUGUAGACCCUCAGAUGGAAAAUGGGUCCUAAGUGAAGACACUCCACUCACCGCCGUCACCGAGGCCCAUGGCGGUACUUCGCUCGUCCACCUGUCCUGGAAUGAGACGGGCUCCGAAAUGGCGGUCGUAGACUGCCUUGGACGGAUCUCCAUAUAUUCAGUCUCAAUAGCCUUGAACAGUAUCACGGCUGUUAGACAGACUCAUUUCGAUUCCAGUGAUGAUAGUAAUCAAAUCGUUGGCAUGAUGUGGCUUAAUACUCAAAGAAUGGUACAUGCCUUUCACCAAGCGGCCAAGGUCAAUGGCCGAUGGGCUUACUCGCCCUUUCGUCGUCGUCCAAUUGGUCCCUUUCAUCCUGCCAAUAAAAAUGCCCUGAUCUGUGUGACCCGAGCAGGCCAGAUCCGGCUUAUAUUCCAGAAUCCAGACAGCAAAUGGGCUGAACUGCCCGCAGAGCUGAAGAGCACUGGGUACUCAGAUAGGCUAUUAACUCAUGCUUCGAUUGUUGCAACUCAAGCUGGUAUCUUGAUUACAACCUACUCGGUAUGCCAAAAAAUAUGCCUAUACCGAGUACAAAUUUCCUGGAAUCCACCACAAUGGGACAACGCUCAAGCGAAACAGCCCAUCCAAUUUCCCAUUCCAUCAUUCGCCUUUCAGCAUUGCAAGAUUGACAUGCCAAGCAGCAUCUUUAAUGUCAAUCAGGGGUCUGGGGAACAUGCGGACCAUCCAUUACCGUUUCACAAUUCCAUUUAUUCAUUGACUUGGCUGGAGAUUAUGCCUGGUCAAAUAGAUAGCCCAACAGGAUCAACGGCUAGUCCUUGGAUCCUAGCUGUAUUUGCCAAGCCACUUCAUGCCACACCUGAAUAUCCAGAUCAACAAGGGCCUCCUAGUGUCAUUGUUCGAUGGCAAUUGGAAACUGCCUCUCAGGUUUUCCAUCCCAAGUUUGAUGAAGUUGCACCGAAGAAGAGCAAUGCUCAAGUCAAGUCCAAAAUGGAGCUGCGUCGGCUAGACGACAUCCACUGCGAUAAAUAUAUUGUGUCAGUGGAUAUAGUGGAACAUGGAACUGCUCUGGCUGUCACGCAUGAUGACAGUUCGAUCGCAUUCUAUGACACACGGACAAUGGCUGUCUUUAAUGGAUUGCACGAUGCCAGCACAGUGACUUGCCUGGCUCAAGCAGGCUUCCAGUUCCCAAUGGACUCAGCCGGUAUUUCAAUUGCCUUCUCUCCUAACUCCUGCGCUGCUAUAGCGCUGGAUUCAGAAGGACAAACACAUCUGAGGACGAUGGAACACCCAUUUGGAUCCAACGAUGGCCUUUAUGAUGACAGCAAAUUUUCAUGCGCUAUUGCGGCACUCACCCUUGCUUUCAGUCGUGGAUGCGGCGCCGAGGUGAACACAGAUGAUAUUCUCAUGGUUGCUCUAAGGCAGCUCACACCUGAGGCCCAAUCGACAUUCAGCGGCGAAGUAUAUCGGGCCUUGCCAGUGAACGUCAACUGGACCGUUGAAACCGAGAAGCUCAUGGCCCAUCCAUACAUUCCUCGAUGUCUAAGUCUGCAGGCUGCACUGGGCUUCAAGGGAAAACUUAAGCGCCGAAGCCUUUCAUCUGCUGUUCCAUGGGCGAUUCUUCAGCUUCGCCAUGCCGCUGUCCUAAUAGCAUAUUUUUUCCAACAUGGGAAUAAAGGCCAGGGCGAGGCACAUGAUCCAGAAAUCCUCCGAGUGCUUCUGGGCAAUAUUAAAUGGGUUCUAGACUUCAUCCAGUUCAUCUUGAGCGAGGCAUUCGACCUCGCCGAUGAGUUCGACACUCUGUUCACCGACCAAGAGGCCUUCACCCAGAAACUGAAAACCGUCAACUCCGUUCCCCUCCUCAUCCUCAUCUCCAGCAUGUCCCGCGCCUUCCUCCGCUUCGUCUGCCGUGGUCUUCGCGGCGUCCACAGCGGCUUCACACAAACGAACCCAGCAACACUCCCCAGCGUCUCAAGAGCCUACUACACCGAGAUAUGUCAAAUCCUCGAGUCCUCACCCGUCCGCAUCGACGUCUACGAAAAAUUCCUCGCAGGCGUCGACUCCGCCGUGAAACACGCCUACCAAGGUUCCGGCUUCGGCGAUGCAGAACGACCCGGUCCUGAGAAGGAACUGCUCAUCAACGCACGCAUUCCACCCGUCCUCGUGACAGCUGUCGCAACACUCCUGAGGCAAACAGUUCCCUCAAUGAAAGCAGAAAUUAACCGCAAAGACAUCCUUCUGGGCGACUAUAGCUGGCUUGGUUUUGGGACCGAUGCCCGCACAGCGAUGUACCGCCGACACAGGGAUGUUGAUAUCCUGAAGAAAGUCCCCCUGCGACCACCGCUCGCUGUUGGACGGAAUGGCAGAGUUGUUCAGCCGCAGAAGAGACGGAGAUGUGUGCGCUGUGGUGAGGUCUCUGGUGAUGCGGCGUUGCCUAAGUCUUUGACUUAUUUUAAGAUGGUUGCCAAGUUGAAUAUGUUGCGUUGUUGUCCGUGUGGGGGCAUGUGGAUGUUAGAGUCCGAACCUGGCGAGAGGGAUGGGAAUAAUUUGUCGCAUGGGCAGCAUGCCUAA
This is a messenger RNA of Penicillium odoratum, 2790 nucleotides long. Its product is annotated as mediator of RNA polymerase II transcription subunit 16. Gene Ontology annotation, biological process: positive regulation of DNA-templated transcription. The record is from RefSeq and is a predicted model, not a curated record. Gene Ontology annotation, molecular function: protein binding. The coding region runs from base 1 to 2790 and encodes 929 amino acids. Gene Ontology annotation, cellular component: mediator complex. NCBI's taxonomy places the organism in Eukaryota, Fungi, Ascomycota, Eurotiomycetes, Eurotiales, Aspergillaceae. The transcript has 10 exons.